AUGUCUUAUAAUUCUAAUUUGUAUAAUAAUUUUCAAGGCAAUUUUACAUUCCACGGUAAUUAUCAUCCCAUCCCUCCACCUAACUUUUCUUUCCCACCACCACCUCCCCCUCCAUCUAUGUUUAUACCAUCUAUAAUCCCACAGCAAACAGACCAAGAUUUUAUUAAAAGCUUUGCAACAUCUAUUAUUAAGAGUUGUAAGGCAAAGAAACAGAAAUCCAUAUCCAUAUCUAUAAUACGUGAAAAAAUUGUCAGUCUUGUGCUCACACUAGAUGAUUUAAAAAAGACCGAAUAUAUAUUACAAGAAGGAGUCAAUAGUCUCUCAGACGAAGAAUGGAAAGCCCAUAUGAAUAAAAUUGAAAUUAAGAAAGAGUCUAUUAAGAGAAUAUUAGAGAGUGUAAGUGAUGAAUAUUUAGAUACAGCUAGAAAACUAUUAACAAAGAGAUCAUCCAAGAGGCUGCGUUUAAAAAGAGUCAAAGGGGAAAGAAAGAGGGAGAAUCAAGAAAGAAUUCAGCAAAUGCAGGAAAGAUCAAGAAAGAUUGAUGAAAAUUUAAAAAAAAUUAAGGAUGACAUUGAGAAAGCUAAGCAGGAAACUGAAGCCAAACUUCAUGCCGAUGUAGUGCUAAAAGAAGUGAUGAGAAAGAAGAAUGAUGCUAAAAAGUGUAUCACGAAACUUGAUGGUCUAGUUCGUUUGCGUAAGGCGCGUCUGAAUACAGCUAAGGGCAGAGGAGUUACAGUAUCUGAAAAUGAAACAACAGCAUUCAAUAGCAAUAUAGAGAAACUUAAAUUGCUCUGGUCGCAAAAAUUGGCAAUCUAUGAAAAAGAAGAGAGUGACCUCCGUGCCACAUUAAAGCAGAGCGUAGAAGAGAAGGAUUUGCUUGAGAAUGAAACAGAAAAAGAGGUUAUACAGAACUUGAAAAAAUGGCAAGAGUUGUUGUUUGGUAAAAGUUUGCCACAAGUAGACUUCAAUGGAGAUGUCGAGAAAUUUGUUGCUAGAAGGUGUCAAUGGGAUCAAUUUAUUUGCAAUGAGGGGACGGCAUUACCUGUGGGGUGGGUUGUACCCAAGUUGGAAGAUUGA
Molecule: messenger RNA, 1077 nt
Organism: Parnassius apollo (apollo)
Lineage: Eukaryota; Metazoa; Arthropoda; Insecta; Lepidoptera; Papilionidae
Source: the annotation of a GenBank genome assembly